AACAUGAUUUCGUUAAUGCCUAUAAAGGAUGCGAGGCGAGGCGUGGACGAUGAAAACCAAACUUUAGGAAUCAGGCCAACCGUUUCUUACCUUUCUAACUUUCCAUCAAAUACCCAAUCCCCUUCCCUUUCUUCUUCUCUUAACGUAAUUCUUCAUCUCCUCCUUCAAGCAAUAUUCCUGAUCUGCUCAAAACUGAAAACCCCCUCCCAUGCUUUCUCCAUAAAACAACAGGAAGAAGGAAACGCAAUGGAAGGAAACAACUCCUCUUACGGUACAUCAUGGGCCGAUCAGUGGGACUACAGCGACCCAACCCCUGUCAGCACCACUCAGAACAAAAACACGAAGAGCAGCACCGCAAAGUACAAGCAGAAGGUAGGAGAAGGGCUUGGGAAGACCAAAGCGGUGGCUUCAACUGGGGUGAAGAAGGUCAAAGAAGGAACCUCUUUGGGAAUUCAUUGGAUCAAAGAAAAGUACCACAAGACCACCCAGAAACACUAGGAAUAGGAUUCUCUCCUGCAACCCUCAUACCAUGUUAAGCUUGAGUUGGACUUUAAGCUUUGGUUAUUCUCUUUUGGUUUGUAUACUAGCUUUUGUAAUUGUCUUCAUAUUUUACUCAUGAUAUGAAUCAUUUGUUUAUUGCUUUGUUUUUGAUGUAAAUAAAUGAAUAUAAAGGCCGCAUGGGCUGUUGUAAUAUUUGAGAUCUGAAACUUUGAUGUCCAUAUCUUUU
Messenger RNA from Theobroma cacao (cacao), 727 nucleotides. RefSeq lists its product as uncharacterized. The record is from RefSeq and is a predicted model, not a curated record. Lineage: Eukaryota; Viridiplantae; Streptophyta; Magnoliopsida; Malvales; Malvaceae.